This is a messenger RNA of Symbiodinium necroappetens, 2385 nucleotides long. The record is from the annotation of a GenBank genome assembly. Lineage: Eukaryota; Dinophyceae; Suessiales; Symbiodiniaceae.
AUGGCUGUUUGGAAGCCGGACGUGCUUUGUGAUGGCGUGCUGGCCUCCGCCCGUAUGCAGUGGCUCGUGGAGAACCGUGGGCUGAAUGCAGAAGCCGCACAGGCACACGUCAUGAGCGAGUUUCCGGCGAGCUUUGGAGCUGGCCGACGGUGGAACCCUGACGAGAGUUGUGCCGGUGUGCGCGCCGAGGAUCGAGCCCGAUGGCUGGCACAGAACCACGGCAUGAGCGAGGUCGACGCGCAGAAGAAAGUGAUGCAGGAGUUUCCGCAGCUUUUCAUCUUGACUCAGGAGCCUGCGCAGGAAGCAGGGGCUCUGCAGACAGCUUCUGGGACAAGACCCCCAAGGUUGGGGUAUGCCUGUGGCCAGGGGGAGCUGCAAGGCAGUCCCGAGGUAAACCCUCCGAGCUGGCCAAGUUCCGUAAAGGUUCUCAGCACCGCUUCAUGCUAUGAUGUGGUGGAUCAGAUCUACCAGGAAAUGGCUCCGCUGGACAGCCAGUUCUCCAGCAGCAGGUACGCCUUGCUCUUUGAGGCAUCGCCCAAAAUGCACGACGUGGAUGUCCGAGUUGGGUUUUACACAUCCGUCUACGGCUUGGGGAGAAAACCCUCGGAUACGAAGAUCCGCUCUGUCACGUCCACCAACGAGACGCCUCAUCCGGAGCUCGGGUCCUUGCAGAACUUCUGGCGGAGUGCCGAAAACUUUCAGAGCAACUGCCAUCCGACCUACACUUGCGGCGGCCGUGGUGGCAUGCUCUGGGCCGUCUCGCAGGCUGCACCUCUGCGGCGUGCCGUCGUUGACGACAACCUUUGCCUUUCGUACUUUCGCCUCCCUCCUGAGGGCGUGAAGGCGAGUGAUCCCCGCUAUCCGAAGCAAGGAGCCUGCCUUGAGUACGAUGGAUGGGUGAAGCUCGGGUAUCGGGAUCCAGUUGCAGACUUCGCCAGCGGCGGUUUCAUGGCCAACGUGGAGGUUAGGGGGACGGUGAGCUUUGGCUCCCAGCAGCAGUUCUUUGCGCGAAACUGCUCUGCCAAAUCCUGGGAUGGAGGAGCUUGGAGCUGUGUCUUCGUUGGGUGCUCUGGUGCUCCCCAUCGUGAACAAGCGGAGGCCGCAUCGAAAGGCCCCGUCUACACCAGCAUUGCCACCUCGCAGGUGAUUGCAGAGAAGCCCUUCAUCAUCAGGGAGACCGACGGUCGCUACAAGCUGGUGGUUCCCUCUGCCAUGACUGGUCGGAGCGGCACAAACUUCGAGGUUGUGGAGGAGGAAAUGCGAGACUUCAGCGCAGUCUAUGUGGCCCAGCCGUCGAACGGUGCUGCCGAAAUCAACAAGAAAUUGGCGGAGGGGAAGGAUGUUGUCUUUGCUCCUGGCAUCUACAAGCUCGACGAGACGAUACAUGUACAAAGGAGUUGCCAGGUGCUGCUGGCUCUGGGCUUUGCGACCCUUGUGGCUCCGACAGAUUCACCUUGCAUCGUCGUGAAGGAUGACGCAGUGGGUGUGCGCAUCUCGGGAAUGAUGCUGGAGGCUCCUUACCGUCCGUUGGAAGCAACGUCAACUGAAAGCAUCUCAACAGUACCGAAGGCACUGCUUCAGUGGGGCUGCGGCAGGGAUGUGCGAAGCGAUCCGAUGGUGCCUGCAUCCUGGGGAUUUCUGCACGACUGCUUCGCUCGUGUCGGUGGCCAGGAGGCACCAUUCACUGUUCGUGAUGAACUUGAUCCCACCAGGAAACCAACGAUGCGACCGGACAGCAGCCGCGCCCUCUUCCAGUCUGAAGCUCGCUGCAGCACCAUGGUUCAGAUUCAAUCGCCCUGCGUGGUGGGCGACAACUUGUGGCUCUGGCGUGCAGACCAUUGGCUGAGCGAUCGGUACCUGGUCUACAACCAUGAGAACCGGUGCGAGACGGGACUGCAUGUUGGGCCCGAUGCAAGAUAUGUUACGAUGUACGGGCUUUUCGUAGAGCACACCUUGGGUGACAUGACGUAUUGGGAAGGAGAGGAUGGGACCACCUUCUUCUAUCAAUCGGAGCUGCCAUAUGAUGCCAUGGAUGCUGAUGCUGCCAGAAAGGUCUCGACGACGCCGUUCUCUGGUUCUGGGUAUCGCGUGGCGGAUUCUGUGCAGCGCCACACCGCACAUGGUGUCGGGGUCUACUGCUACUUUCGGGACUACGAUAUCAUUGUCCCGGCUGGCAUCAGAACACCAGAUGGCGAAGGAAUCAAGUUCCGGAAUGCUUUCACAAAGUGGCUCAACGGCGGUCCCAAAGUUUUCGCACCCGAGUCAUGCUUGCUCGUCUGUGAGAAGAAGUACGGGUGCAUUCAGUGUGUUCUUCAGAAGGGCUCUCGCCGCUUGGGUCCGUCCACGGAUAGUAACAAGGACAAGCCCCACUUUGUCAGCGCGUGA